AUGCUGUGCAAGGCGGCCGCAGAGCACGAGGCGGGCGGCGCGCCGGAGGAUGGCGCGGAGCCGGCGGAGCGCGAGCAGCGCGUGCGCCGCUUGUCGCUUGUGAGCGAUGCGGCAGCGUGCGGUGUCUCGGUGGCGAGCGGUGUCCGGCGUGUGACGAAAAUUCCAUUCGGUCUUAAGGAUAAAUUAAAGGAGGAAUUGUGUAGAAUGGAAGAUUUGGGCGUAGUUAGGAAGGUCACUCAUCCAACCUCAUGGGUAAAUGCAAUAGUGUUAGUCGCGAAAAAAGAUGGCAGUAUUCGUGUUUGUUUAGAUCCGCGACCAUUAAACCGGGCGGUGCAACGUGCGCAGUACUCGCUCCCGACGGUACCGGAGCUGGCCGCGCGCUUUCGUGGUGCUACUGUGUUUAGCGUGUUAGAUGCGCGCUGUGGUUUCUGGAUGGUUCAAAUAGACGAUGUGAGCGCUGAUCUCUGUACGUUUGGCACACCAUUUGGUCGAUACCAAUUUCUGCGUUUACCAUAUGGUAUAAACUGUGCGCCAGAAGUAUUUCAUGCGAAGCUUAGGCAGCAUUUAGAAAAUUUAGAAGGAGUUGAAUCUUUUAUUGAUGACAUAAUUGUAUGGGGCCGUAGUAAAGACGAGCACAACCAGAGAUUAGAGUGUCUUCUGCGACGUGCUAAAGAUAUUGGCAUAAAAUUUAAUCGCGAAAAAUGCAAGUUUGGUGUAUCAGAAAUUACUUACUUGGGUCACAAGUUUGACGCGAAUGGUAUGCGGGCAGACGACUCCAAAGUAAAAGCUAUAAUGGAUAUGCCCUAUCCUACUGAUAGGAAGGCUCUCGAGAGGUUUUUGGGCAUG
This is a messenger RNA of Spodoptera litura, 846 nucleotides long. NCBI's taxonomy places the organism in Eukaryota, Metazoa, Arthropoda, Insecta, Lepidoptera, Noctuidae. The record is from RefSeq and is a predicted model, not a curated record.